GAAUUAAACUUUCCCGGGUUAUGUAAAGGCUGUGGCGUCUCCGCAUCGUGGACUGCGCCGGUAUAAAGGUCGGCUCUGCCCCCAACGGUCCAAGAGUUGCUCGCGAACUUCACGCCGGCAACCAUCGGGAGAGGCAAGCUCUACAUGUGACUCGUGGUGCUCGAUUGCCGGUGCCCUGCCUUUUUUGCCUAACGUCUCUCGUCUAUUCCGCUUAAACGCGCUGCACCCGCUCGGCUCAGGACGCUCCUCGUUUCCAGCUCGGGCACGCGCACCGCAAUCGUAUAAACUCGCGAUCAUCGCCGGCAGCAUGCGUGCCCUGUUGUUAGCUGCCCUUUUCGGGUUCGUUCACGGCCAAUACUUCAAGGAGCCGGAGAAGACCGUAAGUGACUCGCGUGAUCUCGGCGACACCCGCGGCCAUUAUUCAUUCGCCUACCAGACCGAAGGCGGCAUACUCCAGCGGGAGACCGGUAGCCGCAAAUACGCCGGCACCUCCGACGAGACGCAGCUCAUUCAAGGCUCGGUGCAAUACAAUGCGCCCGACGGCACCCCCAUCGCCAUGAGCUGGACCGCCGACGAGUUCGGCACCCAAGUGUCCGGCACCCAUAUUCCCACCCCGCCGCCGAUUCCACCGGCGAUCCAGCGUGCACUCGAAUGGCUCGCCAAGCAGCCCACCACCCCGGAACCGAUCGAGAAGGACAGACCGACGCAGAACGCGGUCCGCCGUGACAGUCGCCAGUACCGAUUGCCUUCGAAUAAACGAAACUGAACGCGUGCGCUCGCAAAGUAGUUAUAGUGUUAAGUCCGUCUAAUUGCCUACCCCUCCUGCCGCUUCACGCAUUACGACGUUUCCAAUAAACAUUGGCAUUUUUAUAGAAAUUAGUACAAGUAUUGUCUUAGAGAUCAAUUUUGAUAGGAGUUAUGUCCUUACAGCAUUCUCAUAUCAAUCGAGCGGUAGAUAGUUAGAGAUAGUUAGAGAUAAUUAGUGAUUCGUUCUGUUCUCGUAUAUGCUUUCUCGUAGUUUGCGCAUGAUCUCAUAAUCAAACGCAGAUAGUAAAACGUUUUAAAAUAUACAAAAAAAAGAAUCUUUUUGUUAUAUAAGUGCAUACAUAAUUUUUUAUAUUUUUGUUACUUUUUUGUCGUUGUCAUCCAGAACUGAAGUAAAUGAUCUACAUUCGAGAUGUAUGUAACAUUCAAGCAUAUGUAAACAAUGGCAUAAAUAAGUUACGCUAAGAUUAUUUGAUAAA
Messenger RNA from Solenopsis invicta (red fire ant), 1244 nucleotides. RefSeq names its product endocuticle structural glycoprotein SgAbd-4-like (gene CPR17). The record is from RefSeq and is a predicted model, not a curated record. Gene Ontology annotation, molecular function: structural constituent of chitin-based larval cuticle. Bases 308 to 766 code for a protein of 152 amino acids. Lineage: Eukaryota; Metazoa; Arthropoda; Insecta; Hymenoptera; Formicidae. Gene Ontology annotation, cellular component: chitin-based extracellular matrix. The transcript is spliced from 2 exons.